CCUCCGGUGCGCCCGCGCCAUCUUAGGUGCCGGGCGGCGACCGCAGCUGGCGGCGCGCGGACGCUGCUGCUGCUGCUGGCGCUGGCAGCGGGGUCGCCGUGCGCGGCCGUGGCGUCCUCGGCCUAUCGUCUGGACUGCGGGCAGACCUUCCAGCCCAGCGCCUUCCUGGCCGAGGCCUCGUACCCGGUCUCCUGCCCCGUGAACUGCGGCGCGGAGGACGUGGCCGUCUAUGGCACGGACUACUACGCCAGCGAGUCCGCCGUCUGCCCCGCCGCCGUCCACCAGGGCGUGAUCGGCAACGGCGGAGGAACGCUGCUGGUCAAGCUGCAGAAGGACGGUGUGAGUUUGUGCUUCAACGGGACCGCGCAGAACGGUGUCUCGUCGAGGGCCUGCAACUGCUGCGACGGCUGCGGCG
Molecule: messenger RNA, 415 nt
Organism: Prorocentrum cordatum
Lineage: Eukaryota; Dinophyceae; Prorocentrales; Prorocentraceae
Source: the annotation of a GenBank genome assembly